AUGUCGAAGCUUAAUGAAUUGAAGAAACAGCAGGCUGACCUCCAAGAUGGUAUGAACAAGAUCAGCAUGGUAUACAGGGAGCUACCAAAGAAGCCACCACCCAAGACGACUCCAGCGAAGGCACCGGCAAAGGCCACAGCACCAGUUAAAGCACCAUCUCAGCCCGCAAAGCAGCCUGCCACAUCUACACCAGCUAAAAAGCCAGCCACGACACCAGCGAAGCCCGCUGUCGGAUCUACGCCUGUGAAAAAGCCUAUGCCUGCUGCGUCAAAGACUAUAGCGAAUGAUGAGGCUCCUACGCCUAAAAAGACACCCGUAAAGACACCCGUGAAAACGCCGGCGAAGACGCCUGCGAAACCUGUAGCGAAGACUUCGGCUACAGGAAAUGCAUCCCCGGCUCCCAUCAAGAAGCCACUGCCUCCAGCAGUCAGUCCCCAGAAUACUGCAAAUCAAGCGACUGCAGGCGCGAAAUCACCAAGCAUAGCUUCGAGCAAAGCGCAAUCAGUGACGGGAGGCACUUCGACGCCAGCAAGGCGAAAACCUAUUCCACCUGCUGUGUUGCCCCAGACCAAAAAGACUCCAGCGAAACCCGCUCCGAAUACAGCAGAGAAAACGGUGGGAGGGGUAACGAAUACCGCACAGAAAGCCACCGGUGCAGCGACAGGCACAGUACAGAAGACAGCGAACACCGGUGUAGGAGCGACAAACAAAAUCGUAGACACAGCCGGAAGUGGAGUCAACUCAGGCCUUGGUGCCGCUACAGGCACUCUUGACAAAGCUUCUGGUGGUCGCGCGGCACCAGUCACUAAGAAAGUCAGUCAGCUCGGCACAGGCGCUACGAAGACUGUCAGCGAUGCAACGAGGAAUGUAGGACAGACUGGGACGAAUACUGUGGGAAAUGUGAAGAAGACGGGAGAUGAUGCUGUGAGCAAUCUAAGUCAGACUGUUACGAAUACUGGAGGGGCGAUUGGGAGGAAGGAUUUGCCUGGGGUUGGAAAAGCUGUUGCGAAAGGCACCGGUAAAACCGUGUCCGGAGUUGGUCAAGGUGUCGGAGGCACUGUCAAGGGCGUCGGCUAUGGAGUUGACGGCACGCUUAGCGGCGUUGGUAAAGGAGUCAAUGCUACCAUUGGCGGACCAGUCGGUAAUGCUGUGAGCAACACGACUGGCGGUCUCGGGAAGACAACCGUUGGCGGCGCCACGGGAGGCGUUGGGAAAACAGUCGGCGGAGCGGGAGCUGGUCUCGGUAAGACUGUAGAAGGAGCAGGCAAGAGUACUGUGGGCUAUGUUCCAGGGCGAGUGGGAGGGACUCUGGAAGGUGUUACGACUGGACUGGGAGGUACUGUGACCGAAGCUACCGGUGGGAUCGGCGAAGGCGUGGGAAAACUAGGCAAAGGCGAUGUCAUUGGCUCAGUUGGCUCGAUUGGAGGCGGUGUUGCAAAGGGUGUCGGGUCUCUUGGAAGUGGCGUCUGGUCUGGCGUCAGUGGUAAGAAUAGGCAAAAGCAGAAGCCUGCUGAGGUGGUCGAGGAGACGACGGACGAUGCUCAAGACGAGGCUGAAGAGAAGGUCGAUGAAGCUCAGCAGGAAUCUGUUGCUGGCAAGAACAGUUUCUUUUGA
Molecule: messenger RNA, 1614 nt
Organism: Pseudocercospora fijiensis CIRAD86
Lineage: Eukaryota; Fungi; Ascomycota; Dothideomycetes; Mycosphaerellales; Mycosphaerellaceae
Exons: 6
Coding region: 1-1614 (537 amino acids)
Source: RefSeq, a predicted model, not a curated record